Molecule: messenger RNA, 4303 nt
Organism: Epinephelus moara (kelp grouper)
Lineage: Eukaryota; Metazoa; Chordata; Actinopteri; Perciformes; Serranidae
Product: gastrula zinc finger protein XlCGF57.1-like
Exons: 2
Biological process (GO): regulation of transcription by RNA polymerase II
Cellular component (GO): nucleus
Molecular function (GO): DNA-binding transcription factor activity, RNA polymerase II-specific; RNA polymerase II cis-regulatory region sequence-specific DNA binding
Source: RefSeq, a predicted model, not a curated record
ACGGACGUCCAGCAGCUGUUGGUGGUUAAAGAAGAGGUUCCCCCUGAGCAGCAGGAGUGGAGCUCCAGUGUGGACCAGGAGGACCCAGAGCCCCCACACAUUAAAGAGGAACAGGAGGAACUCUGGAUCAGUCAGGAGGGAGAGCAGCUUCAAGGGCUGGAGGAGGCCGAUAUUCCCGAGUUCCCUUUUACUAUUGUCCCUGUGGAGAGUGAAGAUGAAGAGGAGGAACCUCAGACCUCACAGCUUCAUCAAAGACUCAUUGAGCAGAUGGGAACAGAAGCUGAUGGAGAGGACUGUGGAGGACCAGAACCAGCCAGGAACUCAGAUCCAGAUACACAUUUACAACCUGAGACUGAUGACAGUGACGAUGAUUGGACAGAGACCAGAGAGUAUCAGUCAGGUUUUAACUUUCUGGAAAGUUAUGAAGUCCCCGUAAGUGAUUCACGUGUUAAUUUGAAACCAUUUCGCUGCUCUGAGUGUGGGAGAAGAUUUGGUCACAGCGGGAAUCUGAAGACACACAUGAGGACGCAUACAGGAGAGAAACCAUUCAGCUGCUCUGUGUGUGGGAAAAAAUUUGCAGAAAGUGGAAAUCUGAAGAUACACAUGAGAAUUCAUACAGGGGAGAAACCGUUUUGCUGCUCUGAGUGUGGGAAAAGAUUUUACCACAAGACACACCUGAAGAGACACAUGAUCACUCACACAGGGGAAAAACCUUUCAGCUGCCUAGUUUGUAAGAAAUCAUUCACACAGAGUGGAAAUUUGUACACUCACAUGCGAAGCCACACAGAUGAAACACCAUUUGGCUGCUCUGAGUAUGGGAAGAGAUUGGGCCCCAGGACACAUCUGAAGCAAGACAGCAGCUCUGAUACAGGAGAAAAACCUUUCAGUUGCCCAGCUGAGAAAUCUUUUUCAGUGAGUGAACAUUUACAGACACACAUGAUGAUCCACACAGCAGAGACACCAUUCAGCUGCAGUGUUUGUGACCAAAGAUUCACUUGGCCUCAUCAACUCAGAGACCAUCAGUGUGAUAUUCAUCAGUCUGAUCGGACUCAUGAAAGUCGGACUGAGGAGAAGGGAGAGGCAGAGCCUCCAGCCAGCAGCUCAGCUGAACAGAUGGAAACAGAAGCAGACCGAGAGGACUGUGGAGGACCAGAACCAGCCAGGAGCUCAGAUCCAGAAGCAUAUUUACAGCCUGAGACUGAUGACAAGGCUGGAGAGUCUUCUGAACUUGAGACUGAACACUGAUGGUGGUUGUACGCAGACCGAUGAACCUCAGUUAUGUAUAAACCCAUUUAAAAAUGAUGAAGUCCCAUUCUGUCUUAUGACACUUACUACUGGCUAAAAAACUGAAAUUGCUCUGAGUGUUGUAAGAGAUUUGUCUGCUGGAGUCUGAAGGAACACAAGAAUUCAUACAGGAAAGAGACCAUUGAGUUGCUCAGUGUAUGAGCUUGAGCUGGUUUGAUUAUAUGCAAACUGGCUUAAUCGGCUUUUGUCAUUUCAACAUAACCCGACCAAUUAAACAGUAGCUUACACAAGCAACCAGUGUUGACGGCGUCACGUCGCUAAGUCCAACUUGUACUGUACUAGUAAUAAGCAAUAAAACAACUUUCUUAACAUAAUAUUAAGUGUAUAAACAGACUAACAGAGCCACAAGAGUCCAGCAAGCCAUGCACAAUUUACUGCCGAACCCAGGCUGGUGUUGGUAACAUGAAGGAGAUUGAAUUUCAGAAGAGGUGGGACGGACAGAGCAGCGCACACUGUUUGUUUAUAGGAGAGUUCAUGUGUUUUUUGAGUGAUGAGAGGAUACAUGACAGAGUUGGUCUCAAGAAAUUUAGAACUGCGCCAGUAUCGCCCCGUUUCCACCAAACACUUUCAGUAUGGUACCUUUGGAACCAGCAGUAACCCUUCAGACAUGGUACCUAGACCCUCGGUCUGUUCAUACAGUCCUCUUAAAUGUGGGCGGGGUUGUUGUCACUCACUGCUCCGUCCAGCACUCGCUGUAUUUCCUCAUCAGUACCUGGUUUAUCGUCCACAGAACGAAGCUGCACGCCCACAUUUUCAGAACAAAACAGAACAGGCUGCAGUGAGAGUCUCUCUCCAUGGGAUAUUUAAAAAUAGCAGCUUUGUGCAUUUAGUCCUUCUCAGGCAAGCUCAGGGGUUUAGUGUCGCUGUAGCCCACAGGAACAACACUCUACAGCGCUUUUUUUUUUCUCCGAGUGAGGAUUAGAAUAUAUGCAGUACACGAAACUAAUAUGAUUAAUAUAUACAAACACUUGAAGAUCCACUCAUUACUAAAAGUGUGUGUCAUAUAAAAACUAAAGUGAUGGUCAAAGUUGUCACAGUGAAAUUUAAGGUGUGCUGAUGGAUUCACGUCAUCAACUCAUGCAUUGAGUAACAUUACAAGUUAACGUUCCACCUUAAAAGUUGCCGGCAGUCGGCCCAGUGAAUGAAGUUAUUUUUUCUCAGUCUACAGCUUUGAGAAAGCUAGUCAACACAGCGUAUUGUGUUCACAGCUCCACCUUUUAGUACCAGAUCUGUGUGCUAGGUACCCCAACAGAGGGGGGACCAAACAUGGGGACGUUAGGGAACAGGUCCAUUGGUACCAUCCACAACUUUUCACUGUGGAAAAAGAAAAAAAGCGCACCGAGCUGAACUGAACCACACUGCUCGGUGGAAACGGGGCGUAUGGAUUUGGAGCUGACGAGGUGUCUAAGCUGGCUGCACAUGACGAGCUGAACUUUCAUUAGAUGCUGCGUUGCUCGCUUUGAAAGCACUACAAUAGAUGAAGAACGGCUGAUUCAUGAAGUUGAAAUGAGGAAUUAUCUCCAAGAUGCCUUCUCAUUUCACCACAGAAACAUAGCUGAACGUUUCUGGUAAACUAAAACACUAUUGCUAAAAACAAGCAAUGCUACUUGCAGUUAGCUAUACUGUAUGCCAUUUCGAGUAAAUGUCUCGGUAUCAGAUGUGUUUUUUGGUUUAAAAGGUGAUGUUACAAAUGAGGGAAGAUAGCAAGUAAGCUACUCACCAAUCUGUGAAGUGGUGAGGUCUCCAGUCUGAUCUCGAGGACACAGCUGAUAGUUAUGUGUUUAACAGAAGUGCACAUUCAAUGGAUGCAGUGUGGACAGAGAUCUCCGAUAUUACGCCAUGCUAUGCGAUAGUGAGACACUAGUUUGCUGAUAGGACACAAUGUUGUUAUGCUCCACUCAGGAGCAGUGUUUGGCUUAACAUCAGACCGGUUUAAAAACGUCCACACCAGCCCAAUGCUAUUUGUGGUGCAAGAUUCCCUUGGAAGGAAAACAUUGUUCGUCACAUGAGAUUUGGUUUCAGCUGCUCAGUUUGUAAGAAACACUCCAGACUGAAUGACCACACUGUGACACACAUAUGGGAACCCACAUUGGAGAGAAACCCUUCAGCUGCUCAGUGUGGGGAAAAGUUUUAAACAAAAAAUUUGAAAAUUAACGGCAGCGGCAGUACAACUACCGGUUCAGCUGGAACUUUGAGCAGCGAUGAAACUCUGGAGCGACAGGUGAGUUGAAACAGUUGUGGACAUGUUUGAAAUGAGAACAGUUUUCUUUUGCUGUGAGCAAACAACAUUAGGAGUUGGGUAUUGUUUCGCUCCAGAUAUCAAUCCUGGUUCUUACUGGUGUCUGGUAACGGUUCUCCAACUAUUUUUAUAGUACGACAUGAGACGAAUCUCCUUAUCAACUUUAAAUUCAGUCAUUCAGUGUUCACUGGUUUAUUAAACUGCUUUAUUUAAGAUAAUCUUGAGUGACAAAUUUGAUGUGAUCUCUGUUUGUUUAUCUGGUGAUAUGUUUAUGUUUUGACUGAUGGAUGUGAUUUUAUAUGAAACUGUGAUGAACUCUAAUAGACUCUACGUGUUGUAUAUAUUGAUCUGUGUGGGGCAUAUCUACAACAUAGAGAAGUGAAUAUCCUCCGCUGCAUGGCCCGUUUUCUUUUUUCAUUUAUAGAUGGCCGAGUGAUUAAUUUUUAUUGAAAUGUGAAAUACAAGGAGCCCCGUAUGAACGCAUCUCCACAGCUGGCAGCGCUCCUGUAUAACGUUAAACUGUUUAAAAGAACAAAACUUGAACAUUAACUUUGCCUUUGUUUGAAACUUAAGAAAAGGGAAACAGUAUGUCGUCUGGAUGUGGCUCAAUGUUUUCUCUACGCUCUGAAAAUGUAACAAAAUAUGUUUUUCUGUAAACUGAGUGGCUUGAAUAUGUAAAAAAUGAAGUGUUUCCCAGACUGAUAGAGCUGAAUAAAGGCAACAGAACUGAACGACUUAAUGACAUUUUAACAGAAACCG